ACGUACGGUAGAAAGAACCACUUUGCCUUUUUCUUUCUUUCUUUGGACUGAUAAUUUCGUUGUGUUUUUUUUUUUUUUUUUAAUCGGCAAUUCUUCGACUCAAAAAGCUCUCUUCUUUAAUCGCUCUGUUCUAUAUUUAUUAGCUUCGUAUUCUCGUUAAUUUCGAUCUCUGCAAUUCCACUCCAUGGCCACGACUGGACAUAACAAUCUCAAUGCCAAGCUGGUUCUGCUUGGCGACAUGGGCGCCGGGAAGUCCAGCCUCGUCUUGCGCUUUGUCAAGGGUCAAUUCCUAGAAUUCCAGGAAUCAACUAUAGGAGCUGCAUUCUUUUCGCAAACGCUGGCAGUGAAUGAUGCAACGGUGAAGUUUGAGAUAUGGGACACAGCAGGACAAGAGAGGUACCAUAGCUUGGCUCCCAUGUAUUACAGAGGUGCUGCUGCUGCCAUCAUUGUCUAUGAUAUCACCAGCAGUGAGUCAUUUGGACAGGCUAAGAAGUGGGUGCAAGAACUUCAGAAGCAAGGAAAUCCUACUAUGGUUAUGGCUUUUGCUGGGAAUAAAGCUGAUUUGGAAGAUAAGAGGAAAGUGACAGCCGAAGAAGCACGUGUAUAUUCCGAGGAAAAUGGACUCUUUUUCAUGGAGACCUCUGCCAAAACCUCUGUCAAUGUAAAUGACAUUUUCUACGAAAUAGCUAAAAGAUUGCCGAGAGCUCAGCCUGCUCAAAAUCCGGCAGGAAUGGUUCUCGUGGACAGACCUGCAGAAGGAUCCCAAGCUGCAUCAUGCUGUUCAUAAAGUAUUUUCAAACAUCAGUUCUCUCGGUCUGUCAUUUUCUCUGUUCUUAGGUUCGCUUGGCGUGCAUAUUCUUGAAACUACACAGUAUUUUUUAACCGAACCAGGUAUGCUGGACUAAUGAUGCACUUAAAAAGAAAGGAAAAUGCUGCUUAGCUCAUUCAACGUUAGUUACGUUACCACUCAAGAUUACCGCUCUGGUAUUUUAAUUUUUU
Messenger RNA from Juglans microcarpa x Juglans regia, 999 nucleotides. Its product is annotated as ras-related protein RHN1. NCBI's taxonomy places the organism in Eukaryota, Viridiplantae, Streptophyta, Magnoliopsida, Fagales, Juglandaceae. The transcript has 7 exons. Gene Ontology annotation, molecular function: GTP binding; GTPase activity. Bases 185 to 787 code for a protein of 200 amino acids. The record is from RefSeq and is a predicted model, not a curated record.